AUGCAGCAGAAAAAGAAGCGGUCUGUUCACCAUGCCGCGGCGGCAGCCGAGAGCGGCAGUGCUGAGGAGAAUGCGGCAUUCCUUGCCGCUAGCUCGACCUCUGACGCGGCGCAACAUUUGCUUACUCAGCCAGCUGUAGAACCGAGAAUGAAGAAGAAGGUUCGGCGCCAACGGGAGACAGGUGCCGAGGCGCAUGCUGCGGAACCCGCGAGUACAGCGUCGCCACGGGCGGUCCGACGCAGCCUUGGUCACCGACGAGCAGGAGCAACAGACAAAUCGCAGGGUCAUUCGACAAACUGCUGCAUCGUUCUCACGCACUGUCCACUGUACCUUUUCCGCGACAAGCGACAUUCCUCAACUGCGAGUCUCUUGAACCUGGACGACCAUCGGUACCUUCUGAUGGGCCGUUCCUCCUCUCCGACAGCUGACAACUUUGCUUUUCCGUUCCUCGACAAAAUGCAGGCGCAGCUUCGCCAGCUUCAUGAUCCAGUUUUGCAGCGUUCAAGCGAACUCGCUGAAGCCGCAGCAGUGCAGGACAGAGGCAUAGCGGCAGCGAUUGAAGCCGCAGGCGCAAGGGCCUCGGCACUCGCGGAGGACCGUCGGCUGCUUCUUGAAGCGUCAAUGCGUUCUGAUGUCGUUCACCAGUGUCUCUUGAACCUCCUUGACUCGGUUGCGGUAUCCCAACUUCGAACUGGCGUACCACACUUUGCCGGCGGUACGAACGCCUGCGGGGAGGACACUCCCGGCGCAGAGUCCACAGCCGCUGUCGGGGGAGGUGGGAAAGGUAAACCCUCGGGAAAGCCUGCCCAGCCACGGGACAUGAACUUGGAUUUCCUUCUGCACACCAUGGACGGCAAGCUGCUGCGUAUUUCCCCUUCUUUUCGCGUCCCGAGAAACUUCAAAGUCUUCAAGAAAGUCGCGACGAUGGCACUUUCGUCACCAACCGGAAAGCUGCGCGGGAGUUCGACGGCGCGAACAGACAAGACCCGCCGUCACGGCUGGGCACCUGCUGAGAGGGAGAGGACCGCUCCGGAGGACCGUGCCUCGGACGAGGACAGUGAGGCAGACGCCCACCCCGAGGAGGAAGAGGAAACGCUCAUUGAAGUGUUGCAACCUCCCUUUUGGAGGCAUCUUCCGAACAACUACAGGCCCAUAUGUCUAUCUGCUUCACGCCAUGCGCCCAAGGUCGUCUUGCGCCGGCUGAUGACAGAACUUCGGGAGCAGACGGACCUCGUUUUUAUGAUCUCUGCGUGUCCCUAUCUUGACGCGGCGGCUAUUCCGCGGUGUCUCGUGCGCCCUCGAACGCCCCUGCUGGUGAAUGGCAAGGAAGAAUCGAAGGCGCCUGGCCCGGCUCUGAAGGACGGUGUGCCGGGGCUGGCGGAUUUUGUUCCAGAAGGGCAGCAGUCACAAGGAGACGACGCCUGCGACAGCACUCCCGUUGCCAUCAGCAUUUCCAAUUUCCCCAUGUCCGCCGCCGUCAAAUGCGACAGGCUUAUCUACGAGCUGACAUCGUUUCUGCCGAGCACUCCGCCAAGUUGA
Molecule: messenger RNA, 1539 nt
Organism: Neospora caninum
Lineage: Eukaryota; Apicomplexa; Conoidasida; Eucoccidiorida; Sarcocystidae
Exons: 2
Coding region: 1-1539 (512 amino acids)
Source: RefSeq, a predicted model, not a curated record